Messenger RNA from Ectocarpus sp. CCAP 1310/34, 1696 nucleotides. Lineage: Eukaryota; Phaeophyceae; Ectocarpales; Ectocarpaceae. The record is from the annotation of a GenBank genome assembly.
AUCAUCAUGUGAUGUGCCACGCAGGCGGUGCAACAGACACACCAGAGAACCAAAGAGCGAACGAGAGACAGGAAAGAUAGGUCGGUCGAAGCACACAAACAUGAGAGCAGCAAUCACGUUGGUACUGGUGGCGGUUAUUUCGGCGGCAUGCCCAUGCCUUUCGUUCCUGCGGUGCUCCUCACCGCGCCUGAGCAGGAGCGGUGCUCCAUGUUCAACUCGUUCAGGACCGACAGGGUCAAGGGCAAACAUUCAGCCUUCUUGCGUGAAGCCAGCCGCGGCAUUGGCAUCCUGGGCUUUGGCAAUACGAACAACAGCAGGUGCGAGAUCGACUGCGCUGAGGAUGGCUGGGGACGAGGGCGAGACGGAGGUGGCGGUGGGCAUGCCGAAGCCGCCGGUUGAGCCUUUGCAGGAGAAGAGCAACCUGCCGUUUUUCCUGGAUCCCAGCACGAGGGGAGGAGCUGUCGUGGUGCCCACGUUGUCUCUAUUGCUGCCGCUGGGGGCAUAUGGGGCGCUGACGGCUGUUGGGGUGGACGGAUCAAAAGCAGGGGCAUGGGUGGGUGUGGGAUACACGCUGAUCGGCCUCAUCGCCUGGGUGGGCUCGUACUUUUUCCGAGUCGCGACGAAGAACAUGACGUACGCUGUCCAGUUGAAGAAUUACGAGCAGGCGGUGAUCGAGAAGCGCUUCAGCGAGUUGGAAGAGGAAGAGGUCGAUGCGUUGCUCGACGAAGUAAACGAACAAUGAAUCGAUGGGUUGCACAUGAGCCGUACAAGUUCCGUCGUUGCCGAUGGGUCUAAACUUGGCGAAGAAUGCUGUAGGUGAAGCGGGAGGGAGAAAUGAGGGCGCGGCGCUAAUGUGGUAAUCUCCGGACGUUCCCUCUGUUACCGUAAGUCGUGCUGCGACUUGCUCGGGAUCGGUCACGAUGGAACGACAAUCUUUUUUUUGGCGCCGGGUUCCGAAUCCUCUACUCACAUCACUAUCUGCUUCUCCGACACAUCUCUACAAAUGUGUCCCAUAACGCCAACUUGACGCUCGUCAAUAAAGCCAGACUUUGCGAUACGUUGACCGUGCUGACCACUUCGGUGCUCCUCGUUAUAUUCCAAGCCCGUGGAUAGCCUUGGAUAUGUGUCCACGCGCCCAGAAGUAACGGGGCAUGGUGUAGAAAAGUAAUGUGGAAUCACGCUGGGGGGGGGCAACUCUUUACAGUGAAGAAGCUGCAACAUCAGAAUAAAUGUUACGCUUGUACAUGUGCAUAUGCCAUUGGUGAGGAGCGUCUGCGCAAGAGACAGGGAGACACAAAACAACGACGACGAUGGUGCCACCCCUGAAUCCUUCCCACCGGACGGCAACGGGCACUGCGUUGUGUCCGAGGAAGGCGAGGGUAUAUCAAUUGGACAGCACCCUUCCGCAAACACUUCGAGGAUUCACAUCAGUGGGACUCCCCAAUUGCAUUUUCAGGUCUCAGUUAUCAUGUCAUGUGAAGUGACAAGAAUUUUCAAAUCGUUUUCUUGGUCCGGUACCAUUUUCUCUCAGCUCUACUAAACGUACGAGCACAAGAUGGCCGUGGUACCUUCGCGCGGCGUAGACCUCGACUUGUGUCGAACGAAUUUUCAAACGAAGCGACACCGAUGCCAAAAACAGGCAUGUUUCGUGCUCCUGCCCACAUCAGUAGCAUCGUCACGUCAUGUACGUAUUUUU